This is a messenger RNA of Phacochoerus africanus (Common warthog), 2458 nucleotides long. It is a transcript of the gene CDCA5, whose product is annotated as cell division cycle associated 5. The coding region runs from base 98 to 859 and encodes 253 amino acids. The transcript is spliced from 6 exons. The record is from RefSeq and is a predicted model, not a curated record. NCBI's taxonomy places the organism in Eukaryota, Metazoa, Chordata, Mammalia, Artiodactyla, Suidae.
CCCGAGCGAGGCGGGCAAUUCGAACGUUUGCGCUUCGGGUUGGCGCGGGAGCGUGUGGCCGUGGCGUCGGCGGCGAAGAUCGAGCCCAAGGCUAGACAUGUCCGAGAGGCGAACGCGGUCCGGAGGGGCCGCCCAGAGCUCCGGGCCCAGGACCCCAACUCCUACUCAGUCUCUAAGGAGGUCCCAGCGGAAAUCAGGCUCUGAUCUUCCAAGCACCUUCCCAGAAAUCCGGCCUAAGGCACCCCAGGCGGCUCCAGUCCGAAAGCCCAUCGUCUUGAAGAAGAUCGUGGCCCAUACUGUAGAGACUCCAUCUGUUCCCACGCCUCGAAGAAGCCCCAGGAUCGCGUUUUUCUUGGAGAAAGAAAACAACCCUCCUAGCAAGGAGCCUACUAGAGAGGACCUCUUCCAGACACGCAGUGUCCCUGUCACUCCCACCCCUACUCCUGUGCUGUGUUCCCUGAAUGUUGAGUCCAAUUCAGGGGAAGGAGACCUGGACGCCAGAGACUUGGAAAUGUCAAAGAAAGUCAGGCGAUCCUACAGCCGCCUGGAGACUGUUGGCUCCGCCUCCACCUCCACCCCGGGCCGCCGGUCCUGCUUUGGCUUUGAGGGGCUGCUGGCCACAGAAGACUUGGCUGGAGUCUCACCUGUGGUGGGUUCAAAGUUAACUGAGGUCCCCAGGGUCCCUGUGAAGCCCUGGGCACCAGACACAACGCUCCCUGGAAUCUCGCCACCAGCCGUGAAGGAGAAACGGAAGAAGAGGAAGGUGCCAGAGAUCUUGAAAUCGGAGCUGGAUGAAUGGGCUGCGGCCAUGAAUGCUGAGUUUGAAGCUGCUGAGCAGUUUGAUCUCCUGGUUGAAUGAGAUGAGAUGGGGGUGUACCUGGCCACACUGCCCUCCUCCCCCUGUACAUAAUCCCCUCGCCCUGAGGAGAAGCCCCUUGGGGUCCCCUCCCUUGGUUUUGUUACCCGUGCACGUGCUAUUGCUGCACACAAGGCCUGUCCUUUGGGCCGUCUUAGCUUCAGGAAAUGGGGCCCACCUGGCCCAGCCACGCACUGGUGUCCUGUCUGUAGUCGGUGACCUACGACCCUCUGCCCUCCUACCUCCCGGAGCAUCCCAGCUGGUUUCCAGUUGGGCCACAGACUAGGGAGUGGGACUCACAGGCCCAGCCAGAGGAGGUUAAAGGGCCAGGGGUUGAGAGUGAAAGAGAGCAUCUGAGCUCUUGUUGGGAAAUGUGUCUGCUUUGCAGCAGCCCCACCGGAAACGGAUGCUGAGGGCCACGGCCAGACUCGGGCUUUGUCUUCUGAGUUGCCGCUACUGGGGCUUGGUUCCCAGCCACGAGGCUCGGGUAUCCUCUUAGAUUCUGUAGAGGGUCCAGGAGGACUGUCCCCGUGGAUUGGAGGCUGUUCUCUCCGAGGAGGAAGCUGGACACGCAGCCUAUGGAGUCUUGAGUUUUGAAGGAGGGAGGGAAGGCUUGGCUGGGUCUCAGACUGUACACGUUUACUACAUAGAAGCUGUGUUCGAUAGUUUUGUGUGUUCUGCUGUUGGGAUGUUCGGUUAAGCGCCAGGCUAGUGUGGCACUGACUGCUUGGGGCAAAGAAGGUGCCUCCAGAUGCCACAGAACCUGAGGCUCAGGGCAUUCGGACUGAUGCCAGCAGAGGGCCGGAAGGGGUCCCUCUUGUCACUCACACCUGUUUGUUAGUCUGCUCAGCUCUGGAAGAAAAACGUAGGGAUUGAAUGGUCUGGGUGACAUUAGUCUUUUAUAAGGUUCUAGGAAGCUUUUCUCAUGGGCCGGAAAGGGGCCAGGGUGGAGAGCAGUUUAAGUUUCAGCUUCCUGAGCAUCCUCUCACAUGAGGACACUGCCUGAGGUAGGUGCUAGGGGCUGAACUCGGGCGGGAGGGGGGUCAUCUCGUCUGGGGAUCCCCCCUCCCCAGCCCCUGUUUCUCUUUGCUCAAUAUUGACAAAAGGUGAACUUUCAAAGGUUGUCCAACUACAACUUCCACCAUCGCGCAGGCCACGGUGCCCUUGACGUGUGCAGGCUCAUGGACGUAGAGGCUAAGGGGCGGGGGGCUUGCAGACUGCAGAGGGCAUCAGGGAAGCUGAGCACUUGCGCGUUAGGGUACCUGAAAUGGCUCGAGCCAAGUGGGCGCUAAUUAAACUCGGCGGGGCCUAGCGGUCCCCGGACACCUGUCUAGCGCUUGGUGCUUUGUCAGACGCCACAAGUGAGCCCUUUUGCCAGGAUGGGCCCAGAUGCCCUUGACCACACCCGAGGAACCUUGUCUUCACUGGCUGGCGGGACGGCUCCUGGGAGGUGUCUGUCCUGCAGAAUCAGGAGUAGUCAAAUGAUGUUGAGUUGAUGUCCUGUCUGCAGACUUCUCUCUGCCCCUGACAAACUAAAUGGAGUUGAGGGAAAACUGUCUUAAAAAAAUUUUUAAACAAUCAAUUAAAGAGUUGCUGCCUGUU